GGGCGAUGGUGGCGGAGCUGCUGGGGGCGGAGGCAACGUAGCCCCCGCGGAAAAGGAGCCCGGCGGCGCCUGAGCCGAGCCCAGGAUGGAGAACCGGCCUGGGUCCUUCCAGUACGUCCCUGUGCAGCUGCAAGGGGGGGCGCCCUGGGGCUUCACCCUUAAGGGGGGUCUGGAACACUGCGAGCCGCUCACAGUGUCUAAGAUUGAAGAUGGAGGCAAGGCAGCCUUGUCCCAGAAGAUGAGGACUGGUGAUGAGCUGGUGAAUAUCAAUGGCACUCCAUUGUAUGGCUCCCGCCAAGAAGCUCUCAUCCUCAUCAAAGGCUCCUUCCGGAUCCUCAAGCUGAUUGUCAGGAGGAGAAACGCCCCUGUCAGUAGGCCGCACUCAUGGCAUGUGGCCAAGCUGCUGGAGGGAUGCCCUGAAGUGGCCACCACCAUGCAUUUCCCUUCUGAAGCCUUCAGCUUGUCCUGGCAUUCUGGUUGCAGCACAAGUGACGUGUGUGUGCAGUGGUGUCCCCUCUCCCGGCACUGCAGCACCGAGAAAAGCAGCUCCAUUGGCAGCAUGGAGAGCCUGGAGCAACCAGGCCAAGCCACCUAUGAGGGCCACCUCUUGCCCAUUGACCAGAACACAUACCCCAACCAGCGUGACUCAGCCUAUAGCUCCUUCUCGGCCAGCUCAAAUGCCUCUGACUGUGCUCUUUCCCUCAGGCCAGAGGAGCCAGCCUCCACAGACUGCAUCACACAAGGCCCAGGGCCAACUAAGGCCUCCAGUGUCCGGCCUAAUGUGGCUGAAACCUCAGGAGGUAGCCAGCGCACCAACGGGGGCCAUUUGACCUUAAGUUCCCAGACAUCAUCUCGCCCACAGGAAGGCCACCACCCAGGGUCUGUCAAGGUGGUCAGGGGCCCACCACAACCUCCAGUGAGGCGGGACAGUCUUCAGGCCUCCAGAGCCCAACUCCUCAAUGGAGAGCAGAGCAGGGCUUCUGAGCCUGUGGACUCCUUGCAACAGAAGGAGAAACUGAACUUAGAGACAAUGCUAGCCCCAAGGAACCCUAGCAGGUUCUGCUGCCUCAGUGGACAAGAACAAAUGACAAAUGAGGGUCAUCAGAACUGUGAACUCAGUCAGCUUCCUGAAUCCAGCCAGCAGGGCUCUGAGCAUCUAUUGACAGAGGCUUCAGCCAAUGUUCUUGGUUCCCCCAAAGCCUGUGACAAAGUUUCUACCAGAGUUUCCAGCCCACUCAGUGAGGCUUCAGCAGAGCUACCUAAGACUUCCUCCUUUGGCAGCUCUCCACACGUCACAGGAUCCAUAGGGCAUCGCCAUAGUGCCCCUGAACAGCUACUGGCAUCCCACCUGCAGCAUGUGCACCUCGAUUCAAGGGGCAGCAAAGGGGCAGAGCUCCCUACUGGGCAGGAUGGGCACCAGUGGACUCUGUCCCCUUUGCACAACAGCCACAAAGAGAAUAAUAUUCCAUGUUCUCCCCCAGGAGGAAGCCAGGACCAGCCAAGCAAAGAAAGAAAGACCAGGCCAAUGGAUGAUAGGCCCUUGGGUUCAGGACACCAGAGCCAAAGCACUUCCCCACAUGGAGAGACUGAUGAACACCCUCCAGAAAAAAGUUUCCUAGACCCAAACAAAGCAAGCAAAGCAGGCAGUGAAUUGGCCAGCCAGCAGCCCUCUGCCUCUGGUUUUCCUGUUCAAACCAGAGACUGUUCUUCAACCAUUAAUUUAGCUGGCAGCACAGAGACAACUGAAGAAGGGGACAGUGAGCCCAAGGAAUGUGGCCAGAUGGGCGGUAGACGAAGUGGAGGUCCCCGGGGUCGCUCAAUCCAAAACCGGCGGAAAAGUGAGCGUUUUGCUACCAAUCUGCGCAAUGAAAUUCAGAGGAGGAAGGCCCAGCUCCAGAAGAGCAAAGGCCCCUUGUCACAACUGUGUGACACUAAGGAACCAGUGGAAGAGACCCAGGAGCCUCCAGAAAGUCCUCCACUCCCUGCCUCUAACUCAGCUCUUCUAUCGUCAUAUAAAAAACCCCCUAGCCCCAGAGAUAAGCUCUUCAACAAAAGCAUGAUACUCAGGGCUCAGUCUUCAGAGUGCCUCAGCCAAGCCCCAGAGAGCCACGAAUCUAGGAUAGGCCUAGAGGGACAAAUAAGCCCUGGUCGUAGGCCUGGUCAGUCUUCUUUAGGCCCAAACACCUGGUGGAAAGCCUCUGACCCAUCCUCGGACUCUGAGAAAGCAAAUGUUCAUCAUGGAGUCCGUGGAGGUCAUUGGAGAUGGUCUCCAGAGCAUAACCCACAGCCACAUGUGGCAGUAGCCAUGGAGGGCCCUUCUAGCCCAGGUGACAACAAGGAAUUGAAGACUUCUCCUGUCCAAGCUGGGGAGGAAGCCAUCCUUUUGCCCUUUGCAGACAGAAGAAAGUUCUUUGAAGAGAGCAGCAAAUCCUUAUCCACAUCUCAUUUGCCAGGUUUAACCACUCAGAACAAUAAGACUUUUAGUCAGAGACCAAAACCUAUAGACCCAAACUUUCAGUCAAUGAGCUCCAGCUAUAGGGAAUUAAGGCGCCAUCCCAUGGACCAGUCGUAUCACUCCACAGACCAACCAUAUCAUGCCACAGACCAACCAUUUCAUUCCGUGUCACCCCUUCAGUCAGAAACUCCCACUUACUCAGAAUGCUUUGCAAGCAAAGGUCUAGAAAAUUCCAUGUGUUGUAAGCCACUGCACUGUGGUGAUUUUGAUUACCACAGGACCUGCUCUUACUCCUGCAGUGUUCAGGGAGCCGUAGUCCAUGACCCUUGCAUUUAUUGUUCUGGGGAAAUCUGCCCUGCCUUGCUAAAGAGAAAUAUUAUGCCCAACUGCUACAACUGCAGGUGUCACCACCAUCAGUGUAUCCGAUGUUCAGCUUGCUAUCAUAAUCCUCAGCAUAGUACUCUUGAGGACAGCAACUUGGCACCUGGCAAUGCUUGGAACCCCAGGAAGCCACCAGUGCAGGAAUUUCCUGGGGACAAAUGGAAAUCAAUAACAGGAAACAGGAAGACCAGCCAGUCAGGGAGGGAAAUGGCUCAUUCCAAGACUAGCUUUUCAUGGGCAACCCCCUUCCAUCCUUGCUUUGAGAACCCAUCACUGGAUUUAUCAAGUCACCGAGCAAUUUCUUCUCUUGACCUCCUUGGAGACUUCAAACAUGCCUUGAAGAAAACGGAGGAAACUUCAGUUUAUGAGGAGGGGAGCUCCCUUGCCUCCAUGCCCCGCCCACUGCGCAGCCGUGCCUUCUCAGAGAGUCACAUCAGCCUGGAGCCACAGAGUACCCGGGCCUGGGGACAGCAUCGGAGGGAGCUCUUUAGCAAAGGUGAUGAGACUCAGCCAGAUCCUGCUGGAGCCAGGAAGAAGGCUUUUCCUCCUCCUCGCCCUCCUCCUCCCAACUGGGAGAAGUACAGGCUCUUCCGUGCAGCCCAGCAGCAGAAGCAGCAGCAGCAACAGCAGCAGCAGCAGCAGCAGCAGCAGCAGAAAGAGCAGGAGGAGGAGGAAAAGGAGGAAGAGGAAGAAGAGGAGGAGGAGGGAGAAGAGGAGGAGGAGCUGCCACCCCAGUAUUUCAGUUCAGAAACCACUGGUUCCUGUGCCCUCAAUCCUGAGGAGGUCCUAGAGCAGCCACAGCCUCUUGGUCACCUGGAGGCCUCAAGGCAGGGUUCACAAAUCCCAGAUCAAGAGUCCUUUGCCCUCCAUUCCAGUAAUUUCCUGCCUCCAAUAAGGGGCCGCUUGGGUUCUCAACCUGAGCAGGCUCAGCCAUCUUGCUAUUAUGGCGUUGGUGGACAUUGGAGGACAUCAGAGCAGGAGGCUGCUGAUUCCCCCAAACCAGAUGUCUCAAUGGCAGAAGAGUCCAAACCCAAGCCAGCAUGGAACCAGCGCUACUUUUUUCCUGAGGAGAAAUUUGCUUUCAUGGGCUGGGACUCUGAGAAGCAACACCUCAGCCCUGCAGGCUUUGGCGAACCUAAGACAACAGGACAAGAGUUUCAGCACUUCUCACCUCCUCCAGGCGCCCCAGGAAUCCCUACCUCUUACUCGGCUUAUUACAAUAUUUCUGUGGCCAAAGCAGAGCUGCUGAACAAGUUGAAAGACCAGCCAGAGAUGGCAGAGAUUGGUCUGGGAGAGGAGGAAGUGGACCAUGAACUGGCUCAAAAGAAGAUACAGCUUAUUGAAAGCAUUGGUCGCAAACUUUCUGUACUGCGCGAGGCACAGCGAGGGCUGCUAGAGGACAUCAAUGCCAAUUCUGCCCUUGGGGAAGAGGUGGAGGCUAACUUAAAAGCUGUCUGCAAGUCCAAUGAGUUUGAGAAAUACCGCUUGUUCAUUGGGGACCUGGACAAAGUGGUCAACCUGUUGCUGUCACUUUCUGGACGAUUGGCCCGAGUGGAGAAUGCUCUCAACAGCAUUGAUUCAGAGGCCAACCAAGAGAAGUUGGUGCUAAUAGAGAAGAAGCAGCAGCUGACGGGCCAGUUAGCAGACGCCAAGGAGCUGAAGGAGCAUGUGGACCGCCGGGAGAAGUUGGUGUUUGGAAUGGUCUCCCGCUACCUGCCUCAGGACCAGCUCCAAGAUUACCAGCACUUUGUCAAGAUGAAAUCUGCUCUCAUCAUUGAACAGCGAGAGUUGGAAGAGAAGAUCAAGCUCGGGGAAGAGCAGCUCAAAUGUCUCAGGGAGAGCCUACUCCUGGGGCCCAGCAAUUUCUAAUUCUAUCAGCAGUCUGCCACAGCAUCCCUGCCUGGCCAGUGGGAAGCGCUUUCGAUCUUUGGUAGUGGUUUGUUAGCAACUAAACAGCAACAAGUUAGUGAUACAUUCCAGCCCUCUACCCUGAAUGUCUCUCACCUUCCUUCCCUAGCAGUGGUCCCAACCAGUGAGGGGAUCCUAGGGAGGCACCAAGCUUCUGCAUGGAGCUGCGGCAAGGUGUGAUUACACAACCACACUCUCCUUCCCACAGUAUAUGCAGGAAAGCACUCACUGCCCACAGAAUCACCAAAGUGCCUUCAUUCUUCUCUGUACAAGGAUACCAAAGACGUCAUGAACUCCCCACCCACCAAUGCAGCUCCAUUCUGAUCCAGGGCUUAGGGCCCAGACUGGGAUCUCCCACAGGGAACUGCCUGACUUGAGGGCAUUUAUCUACCACCAUUUUCAGGGCUUCACCCAAGCUUUGUAGUGGGAGGCAUAGAAGGAGGGAUUGUAUGUAACACAAGGCAAGCAAAGGCAGGGCAUCCUUAGGUGCCCCUCAGGAAAAAGCCAGGUUUAAAGCAGUUGGCUCCACUUCUACCUUCCCCAGCAACUAAUUGAGGGGGCGAGGCCUACUUUCAGCCUUGACUAGUGUGGUCUUCAUUCUGUCCUCAGACCUUAGGCCUAUCACCUCAUAUUUGAUCUUGCCCUUAUAUCACUGGGAGUUACAGGUGCCUAUUCCAGGAUUUCACCCUAUGGGCUUUUAUUAGCUACUCCAGCUGACUUCUAGAUAUAGGUUUCAUUAUUGGGGGAGAGGGUUCUUGUUGUUUUAUUUUCAGUGACCUUUUGAUUGUAUUUAUUUUUAUGUUUUGAUUGGUAUUUUUUCAUUUUUGAACUAAUAAGGUAACAGGAGGGAAGAUAGAGAGGGAACAGUUAGCUCAGAAAAAAGCAUUUUCUGCAGAUCAGACUGAGUCUACCAUGGCUAGGUAAGCAAGUACUGAGACACUGAAUUCUUCCCACCAUACCUACAAAUAUCUAAGAAUGGAGUUCUUCCUUUAAAUUCAUAGCCACCCGACCAUGGCCUGCCCCUUUGCUUCCUUUGAAAUCUAGGACACCAUAAGCAUAGCAUUCCCCAGCAGGGUUCAACUUUUUCUUGCUAAUUUUUGAAACCAAAGAAAUCUCCCAAACUAACAAAAAUAGCCCAUUUCUCUAGCAUCUCCAAGUCAUGGGAUGGGUGGAGGUGUUCAGGAGGCGCUCCUCUUACAACUCUUUUCUCAACCUGUGACCUGGCUCAGGGAACCCAAACUAUCAUAACUGGGAACAAAUUAUGAUCCAGCCAGUAUCUUAGGCAUAGGUAGUCCCUUAUCUUUGCAGGCUAAGUUCCAAGAACCCCAGUGGAUACCUGAAGCCAUGUAUAGUGCCAAAAUCUGUAUGUACUAUGUUGUUUUUUUUCCUCUACAUCCUACAGCAUUGCCAUAUAAUACCAGAGUUCAUCGGUCUUCCUUCUUUUAUGCCCUGGUGUCUCCUUUGCUUCACUACUCUUGCACUUUGGAGCCAGUAUUAAGUAAAAAAAGGAUUACUUGAACAGAAGCACUGCAGAACUGCAACAGUCAAUCUGAUAACUGAAAUGGCUCCUAAGUGACUAAAGGGAGGGUAGCCCAUACAGAGUGGAUAUGUCCCACCUUGGACAAAGGUAUGUCCCAGGUGGGAUGUAGCAGGAUUAUAUAAUUCUGCUCAGAAUGGUACACAAAUGAAAGCUUAUGAAUUGCUUAUUUCUGGAAAUUUCCAUUUAAUAUUUUCAGACCAUGUUUGACCACAGGUAACUAAAACCACAGAAAGUAAAACUGCAGAUAAGGGUGGGACUACUAUACAAAGAACUGAAGUUGCUGCUAUUGCCAAGGCCCUGAGACGUGUAGCCAGCUUCUAGCCUGGAAAAGUGAGCCAUUGGGCAAUGACAGAAAGGGAAUAGUAACCAAACUCUGCCCCAUUACCCAGCUCAAGGUCCCCAUUGCUUGCUAACUGGGCUCAAUUCUUGGUAUUACACAGCCCACCUAAGCCCAUCCCAGCCAAGUCCUGGCAUCAUGUUCCUGCUGAGUUCCUCAGAGCCCUUGCAACUUAACUCUCACAGCAGGGGUACCUCACUGGACCAAAGAAUUUGCCAAGGAACUUUGCUGCUGCUACAAAUACUGGUUACUAACUUCUGUUUCCUCUACAUGGUGUCUGAAAACAAUAGGAGAAUCUUGGUCAGGAGGGUAUCCUGGGGGUGGUGGUAACCCUUUCUGUGGGUUCCUGGGUAUGCUCUUAGUACUGCUGCAAAUGCCAGAACCACUGUUUGAAUGUCAACCUUGUCUGUCAUUCUCCCCUCUGGAAGAAGAUUCUACUCCAUUCAGGAAGGCUAAUGGCCUUUUGAAGGGCUAGGUUUACCCAAGUGAAACUUGAGAAAUUUGGGAGAGUGCUUUAAAUACAGGCCAUGAUUGCCAGCUUUUUAAAAGAAACACAAGCCCUAGGUAAAUAGUAAGCAAUUGAAAUGUGUUUUAUUAAGGGAUUAUGCCAAUAUGUUCCAUUACAAUAUUUUUUGGCUAUAAUAGAUUUUGAGAGGGGGUAGCAGGGAUUGAACUCAAGGGUAUUCGACCACUGAGCCACAUCCCCAACCCUAUUUUGUAUUGAAUUUAGAGACAGGGUCUCACUGAGUCACUUAGCGCCUUGCUUUCCCUGAAGCUGUCUUUGAACUUGAGAUCCCCCUGUCUCAGACUCCCGAGCCACUGGGAUUAUAGGCGUGUGCCACCGCACCCAGCUGGAAUAGAUUUUUGAAGUAUAUGCCCAGGGAAAAAAGUGGUCAACUUAACUGGUCACCAUGGUAUAGCUUUUUUUGUUUGUUUGUUUUGGGGUUUCUUGUUGUUUUUUUUUGUUUUUGUUUUUUUUUUAGCCAUCAUUAGAUUUGUUGUACUUUAUGAUACCAAAAAUACCAUUAACUCUGUUUCUUGUUGUUGUUUGUUUGUUUUGUUUUUGUGGUGCUGGGAAUUGAACCCAGGGCCUUGCACAUGCUAGGCAAGCACUCUACCACUGAGCUACAGCCCCAGCCUUAACACUGUUAUUUUUGUACCGCAUCCCACCUCAAAUUAGUUUCUAGAGUUGGAAUGAGAACACAAAGAUGCUCAUUUUUCCAUAGAAGCAUAGGUCCCAAAGCACUUAAAAAGUAAUCCCACAACUCUACCAAGCACAAGUUCAGUAGAUAAAGGUGAACUACUAAACAGACACUGGCAUGCCACACGCCUGCUGUGGCAAUCCCCCUGUGAUACAUAGUGCUACAAAGCUGCCGGUAUUAUUUAAGAUGCAAUAGUUCUCCCCUAUUCUCAGUUUCAGGGCUCAGCCCUCUUCCAAGGCCUUUUAGGGGUAGCAGUUUGGAAGAUAGGCCAGAAGGUAUCCCCAAAGACAGUUAUUGGUCUUAACUUCUGCUUUUUCCCUUCAAAUAUUUAUGUUGCCCCCAGUGGGGAGAAAGGAAAUCUGAUGGUGGAUUGAUAGGAAGGAGUCAAGUAUAAGAGUUACUAUGACUUGUCCUCUCUUACUUCCCCCAUCCCCAGGGCUCUGGAUAAUUGAGUCUCCCUCUGACAGUUAUCUCACAGCUGGAGACUCAACCAGGAUAUAGGAGUAAAUGCCAAAGUGGAGUUGUAGAGAAUGAGACAGAGACACUGAAAAUAAAGCCCUAGAAUAAAAGAGACUAGGAGAGGAAAGGAGAGAGGAUGAAAGGAUGAAAAGGCUCUUUCAAGGCUGGGUUCAUAUUCUGUUUUCCAUUUAACUUCAUGUGCCAAAAAGUGGCCCAGGGUCACCAGAGCCACAUCCUGAAUCCCAGCCUCCCUGAAGGUGCUGCAGAAGGUGCCAGUAGCAAGCCCCAGACAGAGGAAGCUGGGCACAUUUCUGGCCACUUCCACCCAUCUGGAGCUUGGCAACUCCUGCUAUCUUUGCUAGAGGAGUUGCCUAUGCCAAUAAUAUUUCUGUAACAGCAUAUUGUAUUAUUUGAAGAUUAGUAGAUCUUUAGAGGGGGUGGGUCACGGGCAGUUUGUAUAAAUAAAGAAACAGUGUUUGUUGUACAACUGUGGGGGGGUAUCUAUCCCAGGUGAAGCUAAUUUUUCUGAAUCUUAUUGUUUCUAUAUUUGUGUCCUCCACCACUCCCUUCUUGGCUGACAUAGAUAUGCCUGCCAGAUUGUCAUCAAGGGUCAUACUUUAAUAAAAGGUGCUAAGG
Messenger RNA from Sciurus carolinensis (gray squirrel), 8918 nucleotides. It is a transcript of the gene Shroom4, whose product is annotated as shroom family member 4. Gene Ontology annotation, biological process: actin filament organization. Gene Ontology annotation, cellular component: apical plasma membrane; adherens junction; apical junction complex. Gene Ontology annotation, molecular function: actin filament binding. NCBI's taxonomy places the organism in Eukaryota, Metazoa, Chordata, Mammalia, Rodentia, Sciuridae. The record is from RefSeq and is a predicted model, not a curated record.